Molecule: messenger RNA, 711 nt
Organism: Fomitopsis serialis
Lineage: Eukaryota; Fungi; Basidiomycota; Agaricomycetes; Polyporales; Fomitopsidaceae
Product: cytochrome b5-like heme/steroid binding domain-containing protein
Exons: 3
Coding region: 1-711 (236 amino acids)
Molecular function (GO): heme binding
Source: RefSeq, a predicted model, not a curated record
AUGGCUUCCUAUCUACGCAGUUGGCUGUAUAGCCAGGCUCCGCAAUCGGCAGACCGUCCUACACCUGCUGGUCCUCCAGCCAUCGUCGAAGAUACGCAAGUGCCGACCAUCUCCAUGGAAGAUGAUGACGAUGAUUCUUCUACGGUCCACGGAGAUGACACAGACGACGUACCCCCGUCAUUCCCCGCACUUAACAGUGUGCAGCGAUUGGGCAGCCAGCAGCCUUCUAGCAGCGCACCCCGCACCUUGACCGAUGCACAGUUGAUGCCUCCGCCUCCCGUACCGUCAUUGGCUGUACGACAGCACGGAGUACCAAGUGGCAGUUCACUCGCGGUCCCACCCACUACGACGAAAGCUCCGCUGAAGCCUUCUGCGAAGCGGGGUAAGGUUGCGUUAGCGCCAGGACACGGGCCGUUAGAUUGGGCGAAUCUCAAGAAGUCGGGGCAAGAUCUCAGGGGAGUUGAUACGCUGUUGCGGGUGACGCCUUCGAUGCUGAAGGAACAUCGAACGCGAGACGAUGCAUGGUCCGCAUUCAAUGGCAAGGUGUACAAUAUCACGCCGUACCUGCCAUACCACCCCGGUGGCGAGAAAGAACUCAUGAGGGUGGCGGGCCGAGAUGGGAGCAAACUAUUUGCCCUGACGCAUGCAUGGGUGAAUCUUGACUACAUGCUCGACGUCUGUCUGGUCGGUUUCUUGGUGCCAGAGUCAUAG